AUAUAACUACUAGUUAGUUAACCUGCGCGAGUUGGCGAGACGGAAAAUCAGACGUGGGGGUGAGCGUCUGCGGCUUCCGCUCGAAAAAGAUCUAUAUUUUCACCAUUUCGUCUUAAAAAUAUAAACUCCAACUACUUUCCAGAAUGGCGGCUAACAUGUAUAGAGUUGGUGAUUAUGUCUACUUUGAGACUUCAUCAUCACAGCCAUAUCUUAUUCGCAGGAUUGAAGAACUCAACAAAACUGCCAGCGGCAAUGUGGAGGCCAAAGUGGUAUGUUUCUACCGCCGUAGAGACAUUCCCAACUCACUCAUCCAGCUUGCUGAUAAACAUGCAAUGGCUUUGGAGGAAGAACAAGAGGAGGCUUUGGAAGAGUUAAAUGAGAAGCAACGUCAUCAGUUGAAACAUCGUGAACUGUUCUUAUCCCGUCAGUUAGAAACGCUUCCAGCUACACACAUCAGAGGAAAAUGUACAGUCACCCUGCUCAAUGAGACAGAGAGUCUCCUCUCGUACUUGUCAAAAGAUGAUGCAUUCUUCUAUUCCUUGGUGUAUGACCCACAACAGAAGACUUUGCUUGCAGAUAAAGGAGAGAUAAGAGUUGGUUCUCGCUAUCAAGCUGAUGUCACUCCACUCCUCACAGAAGGUGAAUCGGAUGGUCGUGACCUUUCUAGUCUUGAGGCUCUGACGUGGAACCCGGAACACUGCAUGAAUGAUAGAAGCAUCGAUCAGUUCCUGGUUCUAGCAAGGUCUGUUGGAACCUUUGGUCGUGCACUUGACUGCAGUAGUUCAAUCCGUCAACCAAGUCUUCAUAUGAGUGCUGCUGCGGCAUCAAGAGAUAUAACAUUAUUCCAUGCCAUGGAUGUCCUUCACCAGCAGGCGUAUGAGCUGGCCAAGGCUAUGGCCAUCUUGGUUCCGGCUGGUGGACCGGUCAUCUGUAGGGAUCAGCUGGAGGAAUGGUCAGCUUCAGAAGCCAAUCUCUUCGAAGAGGCUCUAGAAAAAUAUGGCAAAGACUUCAAUGAUAUCAGACAAGACUUUUUGCCAUGGAAAUCCCUGAAAAGCAUUGUAGAAUAUUACUACAUGUGGAAGACCACAGAUAGAUACGUACAACAGAAGCGACUCAAGGCUGCAGAGGCUGAAAGCAAACUCAAGCAAGUUUACAUACCUACAUACAACAAACCAAACCCUAAUCAGAUCAAUGUAGCAUCCAACCUUGGAAACCGCCCUAGUGGACUAAUAGCCGGAGGCAACCCUUUAGGCCAAGGCCCACCUCAGGUUCAGCCUUGUGCUAGGGCCUGUGAGAGCUGCCAUGCAAGCAACUCAUUUCAAUGGUAUUCAUGGGGUCCUGCCAACAUGCAGUGUAGACUCUGUGCUACAUGCUGGGUUUACUGGAAGAAAUGCGGUGGACUCAAAAUGCCCACUAGACUUGAUGGUGAGCGUCCUGGUAACCUUAGGAACCGUACAGAACGCCCUCCCAUGCCCUUGUCUGGCAUGCAUCGGCCAUUCUGCUGUACUAUCAGUGGAUGUGGCAAGGAAUUCAAACUGAAGGCACACCUAGCACGCCACUGCCAGACGGUGCACGGUCUGACUAUACGCACCAGCAACCCGAGGGCUCUGUCCCUCAAGACCAGACAGGCGUUCAUGCUUGUUACCACCCCACUCACACGUCUCUCUCGGUUCCUCUGUAAGAACAUGCUCAAUCUACCUCACGUUGCUAGGUGCCCGUUUGAUCCUAUCAACGUAGCUGCUGUCAAGCAGGAAUGUCAGAAUCAGCUAACACCGGGUGUUAUCCCCACUAUGCCGAAGCUGAAGCCAAAGGUCUGGGCCAGGGUAGAUAUCGUCAUGGCUAACUUGGAUCAGGAUCGGCCAAAGAAACCAGUCCCUCAGCGCCCAACACCAAACGGUAACGUACGCCCUCAGCUGACCAAUCCUGUUGGCACACUAACUCCUAACAUCAGAAAGCGACAGCUUGAUGACAAUGGAGGUAGGGAAGAAAAGAAACGAAAAGAGGGACCACAGACAAAACGUACCACCAUAACGGCACCUCGUCAAUACAGAAGAACUGAAUAUGAUGAAGAUGGAAAACUGAGAGAAGUGGGUCAGGGGGAUCCCCUAUCUCGGAGGAAACGACCAAUCAGCUGGCUGGAUGCUCCUGAUGAUGUAUUCUUCCAUGCGGACAGUAACACCAGAAAGUUGAGAAAACAGCUGAGUGUGCAGGCACAGCGGCGCCUGGCUCGCCGUCCAUGGACCAUGGCCGUUAGACCGCUCAACGCAGGGGUGAUCCCACCACCGCAACCAGCUGGAUCACCAUCAGCAGUCAAACCACCUACGGAUCCUAUUGUUAUUGAUGAUGAUUAGAUUGAUUGAACAGCAUUACCUAAGCCCCUUUGUCCUACGGGGGGGGGGGGGGGGGGGGGGGCUGUCAAUUUCAGAAAUCUCACACUGACUUCAAACUGACCCGUGCUUGUCUAUACUAUGUUCAUGUAACAUAUAGCAUGUAAUAUUCAAUGUGCUAACUAACUUGGUCUGAGUGGGGUUUUAUACGUAUAUCAUGGGUAUAAGGAUAUCAUUGUUAUAUUAGACUGUCCUUGGUUCUUGUUUGUUCCCGGAAAUGUUCAAAAAUGAAGCGAAUUCCUGUGGAACCAAAGGUUUUUGCUGAAAACCUAUUUUGUCAGGGCAAAAAUAAUCUAUUUGUAAUCGAAAACUGUUCACUAUAAUGAAUUAUACAAUGUUUUACAUUUGUUGUGAACAGGCCUAGUUGUGAUGCAAUUAUUAUGAAUACUUUUUAAGAUUAAAAAUGCAACACAAUUGUAGCUUGCUCAAUUUUAUAUCUCAAUCAAGUAAAGGAAUUUAUAGCCUCUGAACUUGUUGCAUAUUUAGAGGAUGUUUUGUAUGUUUAGUAUAUCAAUAAAUUUGGCAAAUGAGUCUUGUGUUAAAUGAGUUGUCCAAUUGAAUUUUUUUUUUCAGUGAAUUGUAUCCAUAGCAACACGCAGUGCUGUUAAUAUAAAACUCCUAUCUGGUACUUCAAGAAAUGUUUUGGGACCUUACUCUUUCCCAAUGAGUUUGUCUUAUCAGUCAACAUAUAUUUUAUGACUGAUGAAAUCUGUAUUAUAACACAUUUUUGCUUAAGUACUUUACAUCGAGAUAUCACUGUGGGGGUAUUUUUUUAACCAGUUUUUGUAAAAUGGAAAAAAAGAAAAAACAAAAACACUGAAUGAAUGUAAAUAUCGAGUCAUUGAUAUCAAUGAAAAUAUGCUUGAGGAAUUUAACUUUGGCAUAUUUUUUUUUGUAAGUGUGAUUGUAUAUAUGUUAUUAUGUAUAGUUGAGUGAUUUUAGACUAUUGGAAGGAAUAACAAAACUUUCUAUGUAAUUGAAAAUUUCUGAUUCAAGAUACCUUUAUUAUUCAAGAUGACAAAAAAGUGAAUGAUUCAUUGUUGAUUUUCUUAGUAGCAAUACCAUUUCAUAGUGUAAAUGGUAAAGUCAAUGUAAUACAUGCGUACAUGUAUUUGUAAUCAGUUCAUUUUUAUUUUUAGAAACUUUAGUGCUAUGUUCUUAUUAUUUAUAUCAUUUGUUGACCAAUUUUCUCUUCCAAACAGUGAUUUAGAUGUUACAAAUAUGCCAUAUUUUGAAGUUAUAUUUUACUGUUAUAGCUUCAUUUAUAUCAUCGGAUAUUUGUCGUUUUAUCACUCAAAAGGCAUCAAAAUUGUCAUCUUAUAAUCUGACGUUAGAAUGUCAAAUUAUUCAGUGGAAUUCAAAAAUAAACAAGCAAUAAUAUUUUUAUUAAUAUCCCUAAUUUUUUUUUAAACAUCCCCUAUAUCAUAUAGGGCUUUGUUGUUAAUGUAAUCUUGUCAAAAUUGGCUAGUAUGAAUUCACUGGAAAUAUCUCAAUUAUUUGUGUGCCAAAAUCUGAUUUAAUUAUUCUGAAAUGUGACACACUGAUAUCAUUUUGUGUUGAUUUAUAGUGUUACAUUGACAAUUUUUUUAAUAACAUUUCUUGAAAAAAAUCCAUGAAAAUCCAAUGCUGAACCUUCAAAGUGGGCUUUUACAUGCAUAUACAUGGAAAAUGUUAUUCAAAAAGUAUAUUUCCCUCUCGUAGUAAUCAUCUCAUAUUGAAGUGUCAUCAUAAACAGCAUGGAUCAAUGAUUCCUGAUUAACAAUGUAUCUUACUUUGUAGCCAGGAUGCCAAUGUCUCUUUUUGUAAAUAGGAAUUUUCGAUAGUGAUUGGAAAGUAUUACUUGUAGCUAUGUAUUGAGAAAAGAAUAGUGCUUUUAUACUAUGAAGGAACUGUUUCAGUUAUUUGUAUUAUUUUUCUUGUUUAUCUUUUCCUAUUGUCCUUUUUUAAAGCAAUUUUUUUCAUAUUCAGUUCACAAACUCAUUACAAGGAAACUCCAAUGAAAAUACUAUUGUUAACUUAUGUAUGUUGGUAACAUAAAGGAUGCUUUGUGGCUGUCAUUCCUAGUAUGAUAAUAAACUUGUAAUAUGUAUAUAAA
Messenger RNA from Lytechinus pictus (painted urchin), 4482 nucleotides. Its product is annotated as metastasis-associated protein MTA1-like. The transcript is spliced from 19 exons. Bases 144 to 2351 code for a protein of 735 amino acids. Gene Ontology annotation, molecular function: chromatin binding; transcription coactivator activity; histone deacetylase binding. The record is from RefSeq and is a predicted model, not a curated record. Lineage: Eukaryota; Metazoa; Echinodermata; Echinoidea; Temnopleuroida; Toxopneustidae. Gene Ontology annotation, cellular component: NuRD complex; nucleoplasm. Gene Ontology annotation, biological process: negative regulation of transcription by RNA polymerase II.